UAUUUCCUGUUAGCAAUUUUGCUACAUUUUAGAAGAUCGUUGUAGCUUUUGAGUGUUUAAAGUUAAACAAACAUUUGAACAUCUGCAUUUUUGUCAGGUGGACUUUCAGCCUCCGUCUGACCGCAGUUUGUUCUCAUUUCUGUUGGUGAUGAACUCAGAGACGGAACCGAACUGUGGUCUGUGAGCAUGAGGAGGAUCUGCAGGUUCUGUCUUCAGUCUGUCAGGUCACCUGCUGCAGGACGAUGGAGACCAGCUCAGUCCAGGACAUUCUGCAGGUCUUCAUCAGACAGCCCGUCCCUGCUGAAACACCUGAGCUCCAAAAUCCAAGCAACAGGUCCGAUUUCUGUGGCCGAGUACAUGAAGGUGGUUCUGACCAACCCUGUGACGGGUUAUUAUGUGAAGAAGGACAUGUUGGGACCAGAUGGAGACUUCAUCACAUCACCUGAGAUCAGCCAGGUGUUCGGAGAGCUGGUAGGCGUGUGGAUCCUCAGCGAGUGGAUGGGGGCGGGUCGACCCACAGAGCUGCAGCUGGUAGAACUGGGCCCAGGGAAAGGCUCGCUGGCUGCUGACGUCCUCAGAGUGUUCAGUGAGCUGCGUUCUGUUUUGGGCGGAGCUUCUGUGUCUCUUCACCUGGUGGAAGUGAGUCCUGCUCUGAGUCGGGUCCAGGCCCAGAAUCUGACAGGAACCUGCAGCCAGGAGGCUGAUGAUGAGGAUGACCCGGUUUACCGUCGCGGUGAAACUGCUGCCGGGCUGCCCGUGUUCUGGUACCGCCAGUUAGAAGACGUCCCUGCAGGUUUCAGCAUGUUUGUUGCUCAUGAGUUCUUCGAUGCUCUGCCCAUCCACAAGUUCCAGAGGACAGAGAGAGGUUGGAGGGAGGUUCUGGUGGACAUCCAUCCUGAUGAUCCAGAGAAGCUGAGGUUUGUCCUGGCCCUGUCUCCAACUAUUGCCUCGUCCACUCUCAUACAGGCCAGUGAGAGGCGGAGUCACAUAGAGGUGUGUGCAGAGGGCGGAGUCAUCGUCCAGCAGCUGGCCCGACGGAUCGUAGAGGACGGAGGUGCAGCACUGAUCGCUGAUUACGGCCACGAUGGAACCAAGACCGACACGUUCCGGGGUUUUAAGAAUCACCAACUCCAUGAUGUCCUGUUGUGUCCCGGGUCAGCUGACCUCACAGCUGAUGUGGAUUUCAGCUUCCUGCGGCGGAUGGCAGGAGGGGGUGUGGCCUGUCUGGGACCUGUCACUCAGAGGAUGUUCCUGAAAAACAUGGGCAUCGAUGCACGCAUGCAGGUUCUUUUGAGGAACUGCAGCCUUCCGUCCAUCAGGAAGCAGUUAACCAGCAGCUACGACAUGCUGACUAACCCCUCUAAGAUGGGCGAGCGCUUCCAGUUCUUGGGCCUGCUGCAUCCCAGUCGUCUCGCCAGCCCAGAGAGAGCCGAGGGCCUGAAGCUGGAGAAGAACCAAAGCUCGGCGCCGCUGCCCGUGGCUGGGUUUACAGAGCUCUGCUUCUCCUGAACUGCAUCAGUCAUAUGUUGUGAAUGGACCAUAGAACGGGCCGUGCCUUAAAACAUGUCAGAAACAUGUGAUUCAAGAGAAUAUCAUGGAUCUGACGCUCUUCGUUUGUACAAAUGGUCACUUUCUGAAAUAAAUUCUAACGUCUGGUCCAAUUUUUA
Molecule: messenger RNA, 1667 nt
Organism: Austrofundulus limnaeus
Lineage: Eukaryota; Metazoa; Chordata; Actinopteri; Cyprinodontiformes; Rivulidae
Gene: ndufaf7
Product: NADH:ubiquinone oxidoreductase complex assembly factor 7
Exons: 10
Coding region: 187-1509 (440 amino acids)
Biological process (GO): mitochondrial respiratory chain complex I assembly
Cellular component (GO): mitochondrion
Molecular function (GO): protein-arginine omega-N symmetric methyltransferase activity
Source: RefSeq, a predicted model, not a curated record